Molecule: messenger RNA, 9652 nt
Organism: Epinephelus lanceolatus (giant grouper)
Lineage: Eukaryota; Metazoa; Chordata; Actinopteri; Perciformes; Serranidae
Gene: map2k7
Product: mitogen-activated protein kinase kinase 7
Biological process (GO): protein phosphorylation
Molecular function (GO): ATP binding; protein kinase activity
Source: RefSeq, a predicted model, not a curated record
UACAUGGUGCUCAAUUUUUCAAGAUGUCGUCGCUGGAACAGAGGCUGUCGCGAAUCGAGGAGAAACUAAAGCAGGAAAAUGAAGAAGCUCGCCGGAGAAUCGACCUUAACAUCGACAUGAGUCCACAGCGAUCACGUCCGAGGCCGAUCAUCGUGAUCCAGCUCAGUCCUGCUCCAGCCCCUUCCCAGCGUGCAGCGCUCCAGCUGCCACUAGCCAACGAUGGAGGCAGCCGGUCAUCGUCUUCAGAGAGCUCGCCUCAGCACCAUCCCUACCCCAGCCGCCCGCGACACAUGCUCACCCUGCCCACGCCUCCGUACGGCCUGCAGAAGAGCUUAGAGAAUGCAGAGAUUGACCAGAAAUUACAGGAGAUCAUGAAACAGACGGGUUACCUGAAGAUCGACGGUCAGCGGUAUCCAGCGGAGGUGACAGACCUGAUCAGUGAAGGGGAGAUCGGCAGCGGGACCUGCGGACAGGUCUUCAAAGUGCGAUUCAAGAAGACCGGCCAUGUCAUCGCUGUCAAACAAAUGCGUCGCACGGGCAACAAAGAUGAGAACAAGAGGAUCCUGAUGGACCUGGAUGUGGUGCUGAAGAGCCAUGACUGCCCUUACAUCAUCCAGUGCUACGGCGCCAUAGUUACCAACACGGAUGUAUUCAUUGCCAUGGAGCUGAUGGGGACGUGUGCUGAGAAGCUGAAGAAGAGAAUCCAGGGCCCCAUCCCAGAGCGAAUCCUUGGAAAGAUGACAGUGGCAAUAGUGAAGGCAUUGCUGUACCUGAAAGAGAAACACGGUGUCAUCCACCGGGACGUCAAACCCUCCAACAUCCUCCUGGAUGCUAAAGGUCAGAUCAAACUGUGUGAUUUUGGCAUCAGUGGACGCCUCGUCGACUCCAAGGCCAAGACCCGCAGUGCCGGCUGUGCUGCCUACAUGGCGCCUGAGAGAAUAGACCCUCCAGACCCAACCAAACCUGACUAUGACAUCCGAGCAGACGUGUGGAGCCUUGGCAUCUCUCUGGUGGAGCUGGCUACAGGACAGUUUCCCUACAAGAACUGCAAGACAGACUUUGAGGUUCUGACCAAAGUGCUGCAGGAAGAUCCUCCUCUGCUGCCUCUCGGCAUGGGCUUCUCCCUCGACUUCCAGUCUUUCGUCAAAGACUGCCUCACAAAGGAUCACAGAAAAAGGCCAAAAUACCACCAGCUGCUGGAGCAUAGUUUCAUCCGCCGUUACGAGGUGCUGGAGGUGGACGUGGCCGGUUGGUUCCAGACAGUGAUGGAUCGCACCGAGUCGCCUCGCAGCAGCCAGUGUUACAGCCAUCAGCACCAGCUCCACUCGCUCUUCAGUAGGUAGCCUAGCCCAGCCCUGCGUUAGCUUAGCCAGACGCUAGUCUUGCCUAGCUUUAGCUUUGCCAAGCCCAGACUCAGUCUGUCCUAGUCUAGCCCAGCGUUAGCAGCUAAGCCUAGCGUUAGACCCAGCCCGCCUGUCCAUCUGUCCACCGGAGAGCCCACAGAGGAGGGGGAGAGACGGAGACUCGAUGGAGUGAUGGACGGAGACGUGGACUGAUGGAUGGAUGGAUGACACAGGUGGAUCUGUUUAUCAGAGUGUUGAAUCUGGACAGGCAGACAUGAGAAGGAGGGAUGAGAAAAGGGUGCACACUGUAGUUAGCUUCUUUCGUUUACACACUGUUGCGUCUCGUCACGUUAUCAUAUCAUGUCACAUCACAGUGUGUGUAUAAGCCACACGCACUCGCAUACAAACUGUGUGUGUAUUUUGUAUGUUUCUACAUUUCCUCCACUUUCCAUUAGUCUUUCACCUACGUGUCUGUCUCCAGCAUUGAUCCAAGCCCUUGGAUUAGUCAACAGAGUAGUCACUACACACUGGAACAAAGCAUCUGCUACAUUAGCAAACCUGAAUCUCUCUUGUACAUAAGCGUUAUGGAGGACACACCAAUGUCCGGUGCAAUUAUGAUUCUUCAGGUGUUUCUACUAUCACACAUUCUCAGGCUGAAUCUGUGUGUGUGUGUGUGUGUGUGUUUGUGUGUGUGUGUGUGAGAGAGAGAGAGAGAGAGAGAGAGAGAGAGAGAGAGAGAGAGAGAUAGUGUGUGUUUGUGUGUGUAUGAAUAUCAAGACACAGUCACUGGUUGUUUUUAAAAGUGAGAUAAUAUUUCCUAGCCAUUUGUUCACCCUCACACUACAGCUGUUAACACACAAACCAGAAUGAAUUAAUCUAUUGUCCGUGCUUCAUUUCUAACAUGUAAGGAUUUUAACCCUCAUUAACUUUGAUAUAAAUUAUAUUUACAAUACCUGUCAUUGUAUUUAGCAGCUGCACAAUUGGGAAAACGCGAUGAAAAAGACUUACAAAAAAAUUAGUGUUGCAUUGUAGCUUUGUAGAAAAUGGGUCGUGUAUGGUUUUAUAUUUAUGUGUUCAGAAUGAUUUGGAUGAUCUAAAAUAGAUGGAGGCAUACUAAGAACAGAAAGGAUGAGUUAGAGAGAAGGAGGAGUGUCUGACUCUUUCUAGAAAUGUUGAAGAGAAAAGCAGAGAACGUAGAAGAACAGGGGAGUUGCACUCCCAUUGAUGACUGUGAGGAAGCUUGAAAAACUGUUACGAGUGUGAGAAACUAGACGUUGGAGGUAAAAGUGGGAGCAGAGUGCUUUUUUUAUGGAGAAGGCAAAGAACAGGAGCUUGUCUUGUACAAAGAAUAUAAAUGGGGUAGAUCUUAUUAACUGUGGAGCAUUUCUUUACUUCACUCUCUGUUUGUCUACCUCUUCCUCUUUGUCCACCUCUCUGUCUGCUUCUGCUGUUUAGUGUGAUGUAGUGCUCCACAGUGUUACCAGACCAAAGGCUGCGUGUAGGUUGUUGUCGGUGGAGGCUGAGAGAUGUAGACAUUAAAGAACCACACAGACACGUCUUGAUAAAGCACGUUUUUUUGGUGGUGUUAGAAGCUAGAGCAAGGGUCUCAAACUACAAGCACAGGGGUCAGAUGAGGCUUGUGAGGUCAUAAAGCUGACCAGGUUUAGAAUUUAGAAAUGUUUUUUUGCCUUAUCUCUGAUGUUUUUAGUCUUAAUAGUCAUUUAGGCCUAUUUUAAAGUAAUCAUGUACUUUUUACAGGCAUGUACUAAUGCGCUAAUGAUUUCAGUAUCUCCCAGUAUCUUGCUAAUCAUGUUCUAAAUAUUUGCUCAAUCAGAAAAAUGUCAAGUUUCCAGAGUCCAAGGAUUAGGGUCCAAAUUGCUUUCCAAAACUACUAAUUUUGAGUUUGCUGUCUUAUAAGACAAAGGGAAGCAGCAAAUCUUCACCUUUGAAAUAUUGACCAGUGAAUUUUUGGCAAUUUUACUUGAAAAAAAAUCAUCAAAUUGUUGCAGAUUAAUUUUCUUGUCAAACAGCAAAUAGAUUAAUACCAUACAAAUGGUAUACCUACCAUAUAUAAUACCAACCAUAAGCUAAGACCAACAGCACGCAGGUUUAGCAUAGCACAAUUGACACCUACAUUUCUUUUUUAAACCCCAAAAGAGCAGAGACAGUUUCAAGAGUUUUUUUUAAGUAUUUGAAUUGGAGUUCAGUGUGACAGUUUUCUUUCUUCUCUGUGAGGACAAAGCUGUCGUUCUCUGGUAAUACAAUCUGAAGCAGUGUUAGCGUUUGUGCAGAGAUCUAGGAGAAAACAAACUGGCCAGUGUGCCCCAGGUGAUUUGACUUUGAGACCCCUGAACUAGAGGAUUGUUAAGAUAAAAUUGAGUGCGUCAGGCUUGAUUAAACCAGUCACAUGUGCGCAUAUUAUGUGCGCAGGUCUUCUGAGACUGGCUGUCUGACUAGAGUCCUACUGCCUCCCCUCUUGACGGGCCACAGCCAAAGCCUGCUAGAUGUGCAGACUCAAACCUCCCACACCCCGUCACGCACCAAACCAAAUCACUGCUAGACACAGAGAACUGAGAACGACGGAGAGAGGAAACUGUUAAGUGUCAGAGAGUGAGAUCCGGGAAUGUUGUCAAGAUGGCAGAAAAGAUGAGUUUUUAGAAUAAUAUGUCAGGAAAAUGAGAGGAGAGGACGAAGUGAGGUGAGAAGGAAGACAGGGAGUGUUAAGGAAGUGUAAGUGGACGUUAAAGAAAAGUCAAACUGGUGUUGGAUGACAGGAAGUGAAGUGUGAAUAAGGAGAGAGGAUAUCAGGAGGGGAAACAUCAGCCCAAGUUUCACAGGACUGCUGAGCUCUGAGGCUAGCUGUUAUUGUAAAAAGCUUUCAUGGUGUUACACCAACCUACCAAUUAUGAUUUAAGCAAGUGAGUUAGUGCGUGUUGUGUUUAUGAUGUUUACUGUUCAAACAAUGUUAUUUAUUUACAUUGCUACUGCUGCUACUUUUUAUUGCUUUAGACGCUGCUGUCACUUCUUUUCCCCAAAGGACAAAUACUUUAUUCUUUUUUUCUUUUUCUUUUUUAAAGCCAAAUAAGUGAAAUAAUGCAACACGUGUUACCAAAUACAGAGCAAGUCUGAAGAGGGCAAAAGCAAGUGAGUGACGGGGAGAUGGUUUAGGAGAGAAAGUGCAGGGAGGUCGGCUUCACAAAAAGUACUAACUCACAAAAUGUAAACACACGUCACCUCAAAUGUAGCUCUAUGUGUAAUGGAAGUAGGUAAUCAUUUAUUUCAUGGCAUCACACUAAAGUGUACAGUGUAGAUACGAUUAAAAGGGAUGUCUGUCUGUCCAGAUGCUUUUUGUCACAUCCAUCCUACACUCUGUCCAUCCCUCCAUCCAUCCACAGGUCGCCUGCAAGCUUGACAACCCUGACAGUUCACACCAAAGGUGUCCACAACUCAACGAAAAUACGAAAGAGCGUUGUUGUUAUUGUUAUGACUAUUGUUAUUGACCUUAUAAUUGAUUACUCUCAGCUACGAUAUAUAUGAAAUCUCUCUAUAGCUAGGGGGAGAGGGUGAAGGGAGGGGGGCGCUGUAAUAUAGCAGCGCCGUGUGUGUAUGUUUGUGUCAUAUACUGUACAGGGGGAGACUGGUGUGCUUACACAAGACAAGGGCCAAGCAAUAAAACCAGCUGGCUCAUCCUUCUACUCAGUGAAUCAACUCUCUGAGGGCCUGCAUCAGGAAGUAAACUCAGUCUGAACAUGUCUGACUGAACAUGAGCAAUCCUGGAUUACUGGUGUCACACAGCUGCUCAACAACCGGCUCUGUUAACUCUGGGGCUUCAAGUCCUGUCAUGAGUGUGUUCAUGUGAAAGAGCUUUUGAUCACAAGUCAGUCAAAUGUGACAUCAUCAAACCCACGAGCAGAGUGCUUGAUAUGACAUGAGAUGACACAGAUUGUUAGGUUAGUGCAGCAGCAAACAGCGUUAGUCAGCGAUGCAAAAUACAAUAUCAUCACAUGAGUAGAGUAGAAUAAGUAAGGCUUAGUGUAAGUGUGGUAAAAAACUAUAUAGGCCUUUGUUGUAAAUUACCUCAAACCUUCUUUACGUAGUGCAAUGUCUUAACCUAACCAACAUAUACACCAAUGUAUCUGCAAUAAGCUAAUAUUGGCCUUAACAACCUUGAUGUUCAUGGGAGCUAUUUUUUCAAAUAUAGGAAAACUCCACCCAGUAUCUUAGAAGACAUAUUACAACAGAUGAGCAGUGUUGUCAAAAAUAUAGAUUUAUCGAUAAAUUCCAAAUAUUUUAACCAUUACUAUUCUCAUUUUCUGCAGUAUCUAUACACUAGUACCAGCUGCUUUCUGGCACUCUCUAAUUGUUAAUGUUUACUGCAGUCAUUCUGCUGCUCUCUGCUACUAACAAAAGAUAAUUGUUGACACAUUAUAGCCCUGUUAUUUAUCUUUUAGAAAAAAGGUAUGCCCUCACUGGUAUCGAAAAUUGUGUCAAAUAUUGAUAUUUUUAAAGGGUUAUCAUCAAAUUUAGAAAUUAUUAGUACAGUGACAACACUACUGAUGAGUAAACUAAACUUUAUGUGUAAAAACAGCCUUUAAUUACAGUUAGCACUGGGGCUAUAGAAAGUUAUCUACACUGUGUUAUUAAUGUGUAGCUAUGAUGUUCAUUCAUUAGGCUAUAAGGGUUGUAAUCUAUAAUCUCUUCUGUUUUAAACCCACAGUGGACAUAUAAUUAUGUAAAAAAAACUGAUGUAAUUAUCAUGGAAACAAAGUAACUCCACUGAUACAUUAGACACUCUGUAUCACCUCCUACUUUAAUGUAAACUUACUUGUGGCGAUCUGUUCGCAGCUUCAGAUCAAAUUCGCUGACAUCAUGUGGACCCCAAGAAGAUUGGCUGUCAGCGGCAGCUAAUGGGGAUUAGUUAAGCUGCAGUACAGGUUACGAUGGUGGUCAGCCCUGGGUAAGAGUGAGUCAGCUUUGUGACACCACUAAACCUGAGUUCAGCCCAAAGAUAGCUCGUGUUGCUUUGUGAUACAGGCUCCUGAGCAGAUCCGACGGUGAGCUGGCACAGCUCCGUUAGCUCAACCUGGAACUGAUUUAGCUUCCAACAGUCGACAGGGACUUUUGUCGCCGGUCAUCCUGCUCUCGUAAACUCUGCAGAUGACAGGAUUCAGGGCCGAUCGUGACAGAUCCGCUCAGCCUCCUCAUUCAAACUUUUGUAUAUAGACCUGGAUCUGGUGCUCAGCAUCCAUCAGCUGUACUGCACUGCCAGCACAGCCUGAGGUGUGUACUCAUUGGUGCAGUUUCAAUAAGAGACGGGGCAAACCCUCACCCACUACAGUGUCCACCGUUCAAACUCUGUCCGUGUGUCUCGGCUCACUUGUGUCUGAACACAAAGCUGGACCCAGUCUCCCGCUGUCGACGUUCUCUGUCAUUAAGCUGAUGUGUAUUUUGCAAACACACGCACACACACUCGCUUCUUGGCUGUGCUGUUUGCGUGCAAACACCUGAUUGAGUGAUGAUGCCACGCUCCACCUCUGUGAAACCAAUCAGGUUAGGUGUGCUAAGAAUGUGUGUGUGAGGAGACAAAAAAUUCUGAUGACUAAUCUAAACACACACACCAAAUGUAUAAAGCUAUCGCGUUCUACACAGCAAUGCUGGCGACUGCCAAUAGUGGCUUUAUGUGUAUAUUAGUUUCCCAGGUGCGACGCCAGGGGUGAACAAACAGCAACAGCUACAGCUAGCUCAGAAAUCCUGUACCUUCGUUGUGCCUUGGCACCAAGGGGGGAGCGUGUGUGUGCGUGUGUGUGUCCUAAACCCAUUUGUAAGUAAACCAAAUAUCAUUUUCACUAUGCAGUCAUUCAAACCAUGUCAGCUUGCUUCGAUGGGGGGGAAAAGCCUCCUGUACAUACACAGAUUUACAGAUAAACUGGAGUUAGCGACAGUGUGUUUUUCUUUUCGAGUCCCCUCCCUCAAACGUCACCGCCUUCAGCUAGUUCACAGAGAAAAGAGAGAGCAAGAGAUAUGUUUUGAAUGAGCUGACAAAUAUUUAAGGAUUGUAUUCGGGUCGGGGAGGGACACGGGGGUUAGAGCGGGGUUUGUAGUGCGGGGGAGAUACAGAUCAAUGCUGUAAAGUAUAUCAAUUGCAUGUUAUUGUCACCGUUGUAACUGCCAUUGUUUUGUUUUUUUUGUUUGUUUUUUUUUUUUCUUCCAAGACAACGGUUGGUUGGGGCGGGGAUGCACAAAACUUUAUCCUUAUUUAUAAUUUUUACACAUAUAGUCUGUACGUUUGUUUUUGUUUUGAAAAUGUUGAAUUAUUGUGUACUUAGGAAAAGACACACUUUUUUGCCUUUUAUUUUUUAAAUGUUCUGUCGACUUUGCAAUAUAUAUUUUUUUUCACUCUGGACCCGUCACUAGUCAUCGAGGAGGAGCUGUAUCAAUAUUAGCAGACAGUGUUUGUUAGAAAACGUCCUGUUUCCCCUCAGUCGUGUGUCUUUCUUUUAGUUAGCUGUGUGCGCAAGCGGAGAGUGUGUGUGUGUGAUGUUUAUUCGUCUACCAAAAGUCUUUAUUGAUGGUGAUUAUUAUUAUUAGCUUUUAUUUUUGUCCGUUGUUUUUUUUAUUAUUAUGAUUACUAUGAUUACUGUUUUUAUUAUUAUUAUUAUUGUUGUUGUUAUUAUUAUUAUUAUUCAGGGCAAAGAUGACACCAAAUUGAACAAAAAAAUAAAUGGGUAAACCCAGACAGUGCUGAGAGCUGGACGGCGUUGUCCGUCUUUCUAAAUGUUUCUUUUACUGGCAAGGUGGCGCAAUCGUUUUUCUCACCGUUACGCUGUAGUGUGUGUCCACCUUAUUUAAACCGCCACGUAAAUAUAACCUCCGAACUGAAAGUCUAAUAGUAUUUUUUUAUCAUUAUUAUUAUUAUUAUAUAUUGUUUUCCUUUGAUCAGAUAUCAUGAUCGAUUUAUUUCUUGUUACCCCAGUUUGGGUCAUAAAUUGUGUGCUGUUAUUUAAUCCCCCCCAAUCCCUGCCCACUGCUUUUAUUUUUUAUUCUAUUUCAUGGUUUUUAUUUGUUAUUCUUUCUGGUUUGUCUGAUGCUGUAGUAAUGAGCUGAUUGGUCAAACACCAGAGCUUUUUUUUUUCCUUUUCCUAAUGCUGAGACUGUCGUGACUGAUGUUGCACUUGUGAUGGGUUUUAUUUUGUUUUUGUUUUGUGUUGCAGAUUUGGGAUUGUUGUGCCGAGAGGAAAAUAAUCGGGUGUUUUUCCUUAUUUUUCUUAAAGUCGCAGCAGUUAUUUUAUCAAUCAGUAGAUCUGUGACACAGAGCAAGAAAAUGAUUCAACAGUGUAUUUUUUUCACUGAUAUUUAUUUAUUGGUCAUUUGUAUGUUUUUCUUUUUUUCUUUUUUUUUGGUUUUAUUUUGUUUUCAUGUGUAUUGCUUUUUUGUGGAGGGCAAACAGGACUCAACAUAGACAAGUAGUCUCUCAUUGGCGUUUUACAUUGUGUACAGAAAGCUAAAUAUUGUAUUCAACUCAUCACACUAACAUACGGACUAUAAAGUAACAGGUUAAAUAGAAACCUGCAGCACAGUAAGGCGCACUGUCUCUGGCUUUACUGUGACUGUCAGACUUGUUUUGUUUACUGUUUCCCCUCUCAGAAGGCCCCAACAAACAAACUGCUCAUGGUUUAAUGGAGCCAUGAUGUAUUUGAACUCUAGUGCUUUGCUAAUAACUCCCAGUUAAAGCUUGUAUUGUUUGAAACUUGGAUGGUUUUUAAUCUGAAUGCCAGCUACAAAGCAGACUAGAUUUGUGUUUUUAAAUUUUAGGUAUUCCAGCUGAUGAUAACUACUACGAUAGCAGACUGAUUGGCUUGUUAUUAACCUGCACUCCCUGUUAGGGAGGUGGGACACGCCUGCUUUGAAAUAUCAUUGAGGUUUGUUGCUUGUUUUCUUUUUUUUCUUUUUUUUUUUCUUUUUUUGUAAAUGCAGUCUAGGUUGCAUGAUUUUGCGAGUUUGCAGGGUGGGGGGGAGGAUUGACUUCAGUCUCCGUUGUUGCAGUUCAGAGGCUUCUUGUAUGUACAACACCACGGAUUUAUUGUCUUGACAGUUGUAUCAAUCGACACAGCUUUACUGCCUGUUUCUGGGUUUUUUUGUUUUCUGUUUUUGUUUUGUUUUUUGACUGUAUUUUAUCCCCCCCCCCCCCAGUCUCAUUUCAAACAGAAUAAAUGCCAUUAUAUUGUGAAUACCUCAGGAUUUUUUUGGAGAAAAAAAAUAAUAAAACACUUAAAAAUCAAAUAAAUAAAUAAAUAAAAACUCAUAAAAAG